This is a messenger RNA of Halteromyces radiatus, 2627 nucleotides long. RefSeq lists its product as uncharacterized. The coding region runs from base 56 to 2476 and encodes 806 amino acids. The transcript has 4 exons. Gene Ontology annotation, molecular function: DNA binding; DNA-binding transcription factor activity, RNA polymerase II-specific; zinc ion binding. The record is from RefSeq and is a predicted model, not a curated record. Gene Ontology annotation, biological process: regulation of DNA-templated transcription; DNA-templated transcription. Lineage: Eukaryota; Fungi; Mucoromycota; Mucoromycetes; Mucorales; Cunninghamellaceae.
UUUUUUUUUUUUAACUACUCUCUAUUUUUGUUUCGUUGUAUACCAAUUUUAUGAAAUGUCUAAGAAUGCUACUACAAAGCCGAACAAACGAUUGAAGCCAUGUUACCGAUGUAAAACACAAAGGCGCAAAUGUGAUAGACCUUCUGAAUCAGUUGCUUGUUUUCGAUGUAUCAAAAGUAAUCGUGAAUGUGUCAAUGACGAUGGUACUUUGGAAAUGGAAGAUGACUCUAUUGAUGGUAAUUCUGAUCUUCAACAUUUUGCACUGCAAGUGACUAGUCUCCAACAAGACUUGCAUCGCAUGGAAUCCUUACUUCAGCAAGAACGAGAAGCAGCAGUGAUGCGUACAUCGACAAGCUCAAUUAUGAAGGCAUCUAACGAUAGAACGAAUAUGGACUAUCAUCCCUAUACAACACCAAUUACAGCUUUAGAGGUAUCAUCAACUUACUCUGUUUAUAUUAAUCAAGAUCCUCAAUCAACUACUGGUCUACAACUACUACCCUUGACCCCUUCCUUAUCAUCUAAUUCAUCAGUUAUCAAUACAUCGUCAACAACGAGAGGAUCAUCAAUAAUAGAUAAUGAUGAUGAUGAAUACCGCUGGGAACUGACUGUAGUGGAUGGAAAACUUCGAUUGGAAUCACCUAUUCGCACUUUUGAUGAACUGAUUUCUUAUGGGCAUGCUCUCCAACGUUACCUUUCACCAUUUGCUGGUAUAUUCGACAACACCGCCUUUUUAUUCGAAUCAAUCCAACCUGCAAGUUUGAUACCAAUGAUGGUGCAAGUAGUCGCACGAACUCCUCAUUCAGUACAAGGUAGUGCAAUGCAACAACAGCAACGCAAUGGACUCAGUAUGACGAAAAGGCAUCAUUUUAUGCUGAAACAACAACUUCCAGAAAUCCUCUUGGUAACUGCAGGCAAAGAUCCUCCUAUCUCUGUUAUUGACGAACUGAUCAGUAUUUAUUUCACUUGUAUCAAUCCUUCUCUGCCCUUGAUCCAUGGUCCUUCUUAUCUGGCUGAAUAUGAAACAAUGGUACGACCUGAUCCAUUUCAACACGCAUUGACCAUGGCGAUGUUAUCCUGUCUGUGUUCCUCUACAUGUAAUCAUAUCAAAUAUAAUAAUUUUGAACGACGAGCUCUUGCAGAUUAUUUUUACCAACGUGCUAUUGAUCGACUUUGUGAUACAUUUGACGAACCUGAAAGACGAUUAGAAACCUUGAUGAUCAUUAAUCUUAUCUCUCAAUAUCAACUUAUAACAAUGCGUGUUGCGGAAGGACGAAAAUGGUGCUCUAUCGCUCAUAUGAUUGCAAUGGAUCUUCAACAGGAAUACAAUCUUCAUCAUCAAUAUUCUAAGAAGUCGUCAUCACCGUCUUCGCCAUUAUUUUCAUCAUCUGCGUCAUCACCAUCCUCAUCAUCAACACCAUUAUCACCAUCAACACCUAAACCAUCAGCAUCAUCGCCAUCAUCAUCAACAUCAUCAUCAUCAUCUCAUACAACUGCCCAGUUUACAUCUUUAGAAGACUUGGUCCCAACAACAACGGAUGUUGAUCGUGCUCUUCUCCAACGACAUUAUAUUAUGGCUUUACACAAUCAAAAAUUCUUGGAUUUUGUAGUGGAUCAUGAUCCCAAAAUUAUGGAAUUCCUCAACUCAAAACCUUUGGAAUACGUAGUGGACGAAGAUGAUAUGUCGUAUACCUUUAUUGCUAUUUAUAACAAAACUCUAAAACUCAUGUGUCAUCCAGUGACUUUGGAUCUAACAGAACAAAUACAUCGUAUGCACUUGGGUGAAGUGGCCAAAGUAUCAUUGGAACAAAUUUUACGACUCGAUCAAAUAUACAAGGAAUGGUGGCAUUCUCUCCCUAGCUGUUUUCGUCUAUGUGAUCAAUAUCCAGUGGAUACUUCUUCUCGACCUUUUGUAGAAAAGUGCAACGAUCAAGUCCAGCUGAUUGUGUUUAUUAUUACUGUCAUCCACAAGACGGAGAUAAAUCUUGCACUUACGAAACCUUCCAAUCAAUCAACGAUUUCUCAAGGUGGUAGCUAUGAACUCGCCCGUGCUAUUCAAGAACGAGCCCUUAUUGAAGCAUAUGAAUGUAUUGAAAGUUUGAUUGUGGCGAUAAAACAAUUUGAAAUGAUCAAAAAGAAUUUAUGUGUGUUUAGUUCGGAUUUACUGAUUACUGCAUCUGAUUUACUUUGUAAACUUGCGACAUCAUCAAGUAUAUCUGUCAAAGAUCGAGCCAAAGAUCGAUUGGUAGAAGCCUUACAUUUACUUCGACAAGCUCCAUAUAUGGUAGGCAACUUGGUACCACCUUCCUUUUCGCCAUUAUUAUUUUUAGAAAAGAAUCCUCCUGGUUCAUCUACAUUAGGGUUACCAACAUCUGUAAAUGAUCUUAGUGCCAAUAUCAUCGACAUGUAUAGCGAAUAUCCUACACCUCUAUUUGCUUUUGGAUAUGAUGUUAUACGAAAGGCUUCAGAAGGUCAUUGAAUAUUUUUAUUAUGAUGGUUUUAUAGUUGUUAUUAUUAACUAGUCAAAUAGUAUAGAUACCAAUAAUUACUUUGUAAAUUAUAGUUUAUAAAAUUCAUGUAGUUCUUAUUAUUUAUUUAUUUAUUUUAUGGAUAAACAAUUUCCUUUUUUU